Drosophila hydei is the source of this 2856-nucleotide messenger RNA. RefSeq names its product dynamin-1-like protein (gene Drp1). Gene Ontology annotation, cellular component: cytoplasm; microtubule; mitochondrion. The transcript is spliced from 8 exons. Gene Ontology annotation, biological process: mitochondrial fission. The coding region runs from base 207 to 2390 and encodes 727 amino acids. NCBI's taxonomy places the organism in Eukaryota, Metazoa, Arthropoda, Insecta, Diptera, Drosophilidae. The record is from RefSeq and is a predicted model, not a curated record. Gene Ontology annotation, molecular function: GTPase activity; GTP binding; microtubule binding.
AUCUGGCAACACUCAAAGGGGGUCAACGCUUGUUCAGCCCUGUCAAAAUUUGCAAAAAAGUUUUUACCACACUCUCGCGUCAAUCAAAACCCCAACAACGCGUAGUAUUAAUGUGUUAGAAUUUAAAUAGGCUGUAAAUAAAUAGUUGUGCAAAUUGUGACAGAGAGCGAUCUAAAGCGUGCUUACUACUGCCAGCUGACUGAAAAAUGGAAGCGCUUAUUCCAGUUAUCAACAAAUUGCAAGAUGUCUUCAACACCGUCGGCUCUGACUCAAUACAAUUGCCGCAAAUUGUUGUACUCGGCAGCCAGAGCUCUGGCAAAAGUUCUGUAAUCGAGAGCGUUGUUGGGCGCUCGUUUCUGCCACGAGGCACAGGCAUUGUCACGCGACGCCCGCUGGUGCUGCAACUGAUUUACUGUCCACUCGACGAUCGCGAGAAUCGCUCAGCAGAGAAUGGCACUGUUAAUGCUGAAGAGUGGGGCCGCUUUCUGCACACGAAGAAAUGUUUCACGGACUUCAAUGAGAUCCGUCACGAGAUCGAGAACGAAACGGAGCGUGUGGCGGGCAAUAACAAGGGUAUCUGCCCGGAACCCAUUAAUCUAAAGAUAUUCUCGACACGUGUGGUCAACCUGACCCUGGUCGAUUUGCCAGGCAUUACCAAAGUGCCUGUCGGCGAUCAGCCCGAGGAUAUUGAAGCACAAAUCAAGGAUUUGGUUGUCAAAUACAUUGAAAAUCCCAAUUCGAUUAUUCUGGCUGUAACCGCUGCCAAUACGGACAUGGCAACCAGUGAAGCUCUGAAGCUGGCCAAGGAUGUGGAUCCCGACGGCAGGCGCACACUGGCCGUGGUCACCAAACUGGAUCUCAUGGAUGCCGGCACCGAUGCAAUUGAUAUACUGUGUGGACGUGUCAUACCCGUCAAACUGGGCAUCAUUGGUGUGAUGAAUCGCUCACAACAGGACAUCAUCGAUAAGAAGGACAUCGAUGAGCAAAUGAAGGACGAAGCGGCUUUUCUGCAGCGCAAAUAUCCCACGCUGGCUACACGCAACGGCACACCUUAUCUAGCCAAGACACUGAAUCGCCUGCUGAUGCAUCACAUACGCGACUGCCUGCCCGAUCUGAAGACUCGAGUGAAUAUUAUGUCAACACAAUUCCAAUCGCUGCUUAAUUCCUACGGCGAGGAUGUGUCGGACAAGAGCCAAACGCUGUUGCACAUCAUAACAAAGUUCUCUAGCGCCUACUGCUCAACAAUUGAGGGCACGGCGCGCAAUAUCGAAACAACAGAACUGUGUGGCGGUGCACGUCUGUGUUACAUCUUUCAUGAGAUCUUUGGGCGCACACUGGACUCGAUACACCCGCUGGCAGGCUUGACCAAAAUGGACAUUCUGACGGCCAUACGCAAUGCAACGGGUCCAAGGCCAGCGCUGUUUGUGCCCGAGGUGUCAUUCGAGCUACUGGUGAAGCGGCAAAUUCGGCGCCUAGAGGAACCUUCGCUGCGCUGCGUGGAGCUAAUACACGAGGAGAUGCAGCGCAUUGUGCAGCACUGCGGCAACGAGGUGCAACAAGAGAUGCUGCGUUUCCCCAAGCUGCAUGAAAAGAUUGUUGAUGUGGUGACCCAGCUGUUGCGUUGUCGUUUGCCUGCCACCAAUGUCAUGGUCGAGAAUAUUGUGGCUAUCGAACUGGCGUAUAUCAAUACCAAGCAUCCCGAUUUCCACAAGGAAGCCGCACUGGUCCCCAGUCUACUUAAAACCGACAGCGAUCCUUUUUCGCAGUCACGCCGGACGAAUACAUCACGUAGUACUAUGUCGCCACAGGUCUCCGCCCAUAGCACGAAUACACAGGGUCAGCAACAGUCACAACCACAGGUCCAAACACAACAGCAACAACCGCAGCAAAAUGAUGCUCAUGAUCAGAAUCAUAUUGCCGAAAACUCAACGGGCUCUUGGCUAUCAAAUAUUUUACCACCCGCGCCCAAUCGUCCCGACAGCAUUGAGAACUCGGCCAGCAAUACGCCUGUGCAUAAUAAUAUAGCUCCACUGAAGCCUGUUAAUCUGCUGCCUGAUGUGCCGGCUCUGGCUAAUCCACGUCGACUAACAGAUAAGGAACAAAGGGAUUGCGAUGUCAUUGAGCGGCUGAUUAAAUCGUACUUCUAUAUUGUGCGCAAAUCUAUACAAGACUCUGUACCAAAGGCAAUUAUGCACUUCUUGGUUAACUACGUUAAGGACAACCUGCAAAGUGAGCUAGUCACCCAUUUAUAUAAAUCUGAUAAGGCGGAAACGCUGCUGAACGAGUCCGAUCACAUUGCAGUGCGCCGAAAAGAGGCAGCGGAUAUGUUGAAGGCACUCACUCGUGCGAAUCAUAUUAUUAGUGAAAUUCGCGAGACUCACAUGUGGUAGAGUGACUCAAUCAGAGAUAUGACAUUGGAGCCUGUUACGGCUGGCAAAUCCCGAAAAUUAUAACGCACUAUUUAUUGAAAAAACAACUACAGCUACUAUCUAAAACAGAUGUUCUCCGCUUUGUUGAAUGUUUCCCAGAACAUUAGUACAUUUCAUUCAUGGUACCAAUUUCUGAGUGCGGGCUAAGAAACCAGACCAUAUUAUAAUAGAUUUAAGUAUAUAUAAAUUUUAAACAUUUCUCUUCGUUUUCUUAUCGCUGCAUUUGAAGAGUCAUCCGCAGAGUUAGCAUAGAGUAUAUAAAGCAUUUGCUAGCAUUUCUCCUUCAUCAGCUUUGUUAAAACCCAUUUGACCAUAUUGCAUGUGUGAUGAUGACUUCGCCUGUCAUCGUGAUCGAUUUGUUUUAAGUUAAUCAAAGCACCUAUUACAUUUUUGAAUAGUCAAAUAAAAUCAGAAACAGUUGAUUAAA